Messenger RNA from Triticum turgidum subsp. durum (durum wheat), 1722 nucleotides. The record is from the annotation of a GenBank genome assembly. Lineage: Eukaryota; Viridiplantae; Streptophyta; Magnoliopsida; Poales; Poaceae.
AUGGCCGGCGCCGGCGAGGAGUUCAUGGCGUCGGCGGCGGGGGUGUGGGCGGAGCUGCCGGUGCGGGUGGACUGGGCGGCCGUGGCGGCGCAAUGCGCGUGGGCUGGCGCGCAGGCGCGUGCGUUCCUGGUGGUGCCGGCCAUCCGGCUGCUGCUGGUCCUGUCGCUGACCAUGACGGUGAUGAUCCUGCUCGAGAAGAUCUUCGUCGCCGCCGUCUGCUUCGCGGCCAAGGCCUUCGGGCACAAGCCGGAGCGCCGGUACCAGUGGCGGCCGAUCGCCGCGUCGGCCUGCAAAACGGGCGGCGUCGACGAGGAGGCCAGCGUCGGCGGCGGAAGCUCGGCGUUCCCCGUGGUGCUGGUGCAGAUCCCCAUGUACAACGAGCGCGAGGUGUACAAGCUGUCGAUCGGGGCGGCAUGUGCGCUGGAGUGGCCGUCGGACCGCGUGGUGAUCCAGGUGCUGGACGACUCCACGGACCCCGCUGUAAAGGACCUAGUGGAGAUCGAGUGCCAGAGGUGGAAAGGCAAGGGGGUGAACAUCAAGUACGAGGUGAGAGGGAACCGGAAGGGGUACAAGGCCGGCGCGCUCAAGGAGGGGCUGAAGCACGACUACGUGCAGGAGUGCGAGUUCAUCGCCAUGUUCGACGCCGAUUUCCAGCCCGAGUCCGACUUCCUCCUGCGCACCGUCCCCUUCCUCGUGCACAACCCUGACAUCGCCCUCGUCCAGACCCGCUGGAAGUUCGUUAAUUCGGAUGAGUGUUUGCUGACAAGAUUCCAGGAAAUGUCACUAGACUACCAUUUCAAGUUUGAGCAGGAGGCCGGGUCCAUAGUCUACUCGUUUUUCGGCUUCAACGGGACGGCCGGUGUCUGGAGGAUAUCGGCGAUCGACGAUGCCGGUGGGUGGAAGGACAGGACGACGGUGGAGGACAUGGACCUGGCUGUUCGCACGGCGCUGAAGGGCUGGAAGUUCGUGUAUGUUGGCGCCGUAAAAGUCAGGAGUGAGCUGCCAAGCACAUUCAAGGCGUACCGAUUCCAGCAGCACAGGUGGUCGUGUGGACCUGCAAACCUGUUCAAGAAAAUGUUGGUAGAGAUUCUAGAGAACAAGAAAGUGUCAUUUUGGAGCAAGCUCCACCUCUUGUACGAUUUCUUCUUCGUUGGGAAGAUUGCUGCCCAUACGGUGACGUUCAUCUACUACUGCUUCGCGAUCCCGUUGUCCGUUUUCUUCCCUGAGAUUCAGAUUCCUCUCUGGGGCGUGGUCUACGUUCCAACUGUUAUCACCCUCUGCAAGGCUCUUGGAUCACCAAGUUCAUUUCAUCUGGUGAUCCUCUGGGUCCUCUUUGAGAAUGUGAUGUCGUUGCACCGGAUAAAAGCGGCGGUAACCGGUCUUCUAGAUGCCGGACGAGUCAAUGAGUGGGUUGUCACUGAGAAAUUGGGAGAUGCCAACAAGACCAAGCCAGCCAUGGAAGCAUUAGAUGCUGUGAAAGUGAUAGAUGUUGAGCUAGCGACGCCCCUAGUGCCAAAGCUCAAGAAGAGGAGAAUAAAAUUAUGGGACAAGUACAACUGCUCAGAGAUUUUUGUUGGAACCUCCAUAAUUAUAUGUGGUUUCUACGAUUUGUUUUAUGCAAACAAAGGGUACUACAUCUACCUCUUCAUUCAAGGCCUAGCAUUCCUCGUUGUCGGUUUUGAGUAUAUCGGCACACGCCCUCCCACUCCCAGCGCCGAAUAA